AUGGUGGACGGUCCUGAGACGGCGGGGGACCGACCGGUGGUCUCACCGACCCAGGCCCUGAACGCGCGGAGGGGCUACCGCGUGUACAAGCGCCGUUGGGUCUUCCUGCUGGUUGUCAGCUUGCUCAGCUGUUCCAACGCCACGCUGUGGCUGAGCUUCGCACCCGUCGCCGACACGGUUGCCCAGUACUUCUCCCUGUCCAUCGAGCAGAUCAACUGGCUCUCGCUGACCUACCUGGUGGUGGCCAUCCCCUUCGGUGUGGUCGCCAUCUGGUUUCUGGACUCGGUUGGUCUCCGUGGCGCGACCAUCCUGGGGGCGUGGCUCAACUUCCUCGGGAGCGUGUUCCGCACUCUGCCCAGCAUAGCAGCUUUGAGUCGUUACCCGUUUGUCUACCUCAUGACGGGGCAGAGCCUGGGUGCCCUGGCCCAAACCCUGGUUGUCUUCUCUCCGGCCAAGCUGGCUGCCCUGUGGUUCCCUGAGCACCAGCGGGCCACCGCCAACAUGAUCGCCACCAUGUCAAACACCCUGGGCAUCCUCUUGGCCAAUGUGCUGUCACCUGCUCUGGUCAGGAAGCAGGAAGACGUCCCCUUGAUGCUCGGCAUCUAUGUGAUUCCUGCUGCAGUUGCCUGCCUACUGGCCACCACAUGCCUCUGGGAGAGUGUGCCGCCCACCGCUCCCUCAGCUGGAGCUGCCAACUCCACCUCAGAGAAGUUCCUUGAUGGCCUGAAGCUGCUUGUGCGGAACAAGGCUUACAUCAUCUUGGCAUUGUGCUUUGGGGCCGGCAUCGGAAUCUUCUCCAGCUUCUGCGCCCUCCUGGAGCAGAUCCUCUGUGUGCAGGGUUACUCCAAUGAUUUUGCAGGUCUUUGUGGGGCUCUCUUCAUCGUGUUUGGGUUCCUGGGGGCGCUGGGUCUAGGUCUGUAUGUGGACCGAACCAAGCACUUCACUGAGGCCACCAAGAUCGGCUUCUGUCUGACCUCCAUAGCCUGCGUGGCCUUUGCUCUGGUGUCCCAGCUGCAGGGACAGACCAUCUGGCUGGCUGUUGUCUGCUCCUUGUUCGGGUUCUUUGGUCUGUCCAUCGCGCCCGUUGCCAUGGAACUUGCAGUGGAGUGUUCCUUCCCUGUGGGCGAGGGCGCCGCCACUGGGCUGGUCUUUGUGCUGGGGCAGAUCGAAGGCGCUCUUGUCAUGGUGCUGCUGACUGCGCUGGCCACACCCCGUGUGGAUCCAUCCUUCUCCACCUGCCAGCAUGGGGAGGCCCCCCUGGACUGGACAGUGUCCCUGUUGCUGAUGGCCGGUCUGUGUACCACCUGCAGCUGCAUCUUUGUGAUCUUCUUCCACACCACAUAUCGGCGCAUGCAGGUCGAGGCCAACGCCUCCCCCUGCAUCCAGGAGGACCACGCCCCCACCUGGCAGCCACACCCUGAGCCCCCAGCUCUAGAGUGGAGCGUUUCCAGACAGCCUACCGAUCCUGCUGCCCUGGGGAGCCCUGACCCCACAGUCAAGUCCACAGGCGAAGGGAGCAGGGGAGUGGGGGCUGAUGACCUCUCAGAACCACGAGUGACCCAGGACCUUCCCUGA
Messenger RNA from Chrysochloris asiatica (Cape golden mole), 1575 nucleotides. RefSeq names its product major facilitator superfamily domain containing 7 (gene SLC49A3). The transcript has 10 exons. Bases 1 to 1575 code for a protein of 524 amino acids. Gene Ontology annotation, biological process: transmembrane transport. Lineage: Eukaryota; Metazoa; Chordata; Mammalia; Afrosoricida; Chrysochloridae. Gene Ontology annotation, cellular component: membrane. Gene Ontology annotation, molecular function: transmembrane transporter activity. The record is from RefSeq and is a predicted model, not a curated record.